This is a messenger RNA of Xenopus tropicalis (tropical clawed frog), 1221 nucleotides long. It is a transcript of the gene cops5, whose product is annotated as COP9 signalosome subunit 5. NCBI's taxonomy places the organism in Eukaryota, Metazoa, Chordata, Amphibia, Anura, Pipidae. Gene Ontology annotation, molecular function: peptidase activity. The record is from RefSeq and is marked provisional. Gene Ontology annotation, cellular component: cytosol; perinuclear region of cytoplasm; nucleus. The coding region runs from base 10 to 1014 and encodes 334 amino acids. The transcript is spliced from 8 exons.
GAAGAGGCCAUGGCCAUGGCUGGGAGCAGCGUGGCCCAGAAGACAUGGGAGCUCUCCAAUAACAUGCAGGAGGUGCAGAGCAUCGAUGAGAUCUAUAAAUACGAUAAGAAGCAGCAGCAGGAGAUCCUAGCAGCCAAACCAUGGACAAAGGACCAUCAUUACUUCAAGUACUGCAAAGUGUCUGCCCUAGCCCUGCUGAAGAUGGUCAUGCACGCCAGAUCAGGAGGGAACCUUGAGGUGAUGGGCCUCAUGCUUGGAAAAGUGGACGGGGAGACUAUGAUCAUUAUGGACAGUUUUGCUUUACCAGUUGAAGGAACUGAAACCAGAGUCAAUGCUCAGGCUGCUGCUUAUGAAUACAUGGCUGCAUAUAUUGAAAAUGCAAAGCAGGUUGGAAGACUUGAAAAUGCAAUAGGCUGGUACCACAGUCACCCUGGCUAUGGCUGUUGGCUUUCUGGCAUAGAUGUCAGCACCCAGAUGCUUAAUCAGCAGUUUCAAGAACCCUUUGUUGCAGUAGUGAUUGAUCCAACAAGAACAAUAUCUGCUGGCAAAGUUAAUCUUGGUGCAUUCAGAACAUAUCCAAAGGGCUAUAAACCUCCAGAUGAGGGUCCGUCAGAGUACCAGACGAUUCCUUUGAACAAAAUAGAAGAUUUUGGGGUGCAUUGUAAGCAGUAUUAUGCCUUGGAGGUUACAUAUUUCAAAUCAUCUUUGGACCGAAAACUUCUUGAGCUGUUGUGGAAUAAAUAUUGGGUGAAUACACUGAGUUCCUCUAGCCUUCUGACAAACGCGGAUUACACAACCGGACAGGUAUUUGAUUUAUCGGAGAAAUUAGAGCAGUCUGAAGCCCAGCUUGGUCGAGGGAGUUUCAUGCUUGGAUUAGAAACUCAUGACCGAAAAUCUGAGGAUAAACUGGCAAAAGCAACAAGGGACAGCUGCAAGACAACCAUUGAAGCCAUCCAUGGAUUGAUGUCACAAGUGAUUAAAGAUAAAUUGUUCAACCAGAUCAAUACUGCCUAAUGUUUCAUUUUGCAAAGAUUCAAGAUUGGCUGUCUGUCUUGUUCAAAUAAGUUGCUUCUUUUAUGCAGAGGCCAGAGAUUUUCAUCUGGGUUGCACUUUUUGUUUGUUUAAACCUAUGGAAAGCAAAGGACAUUUAUUGUGACAUUCUUGAAAUAUUCCCAUUUAUUGGAUUGGAGCUCUCUAAGUAAAUACAAUAUUUUAAACUGU